AUGUCAAGCACUCAAGAUGUCUCCAAAACUCCACCCUCUUCUAACAAGAGAGCAGUGUCAACUCAAGGUUCAGUUGAUAUAUAUGCGGCGCAGUGCAAAAGUUGCAUGAAAUGGAGAGUGAUUGAUACGCAGGAGGAGUUUGAAGAGAUCCGACAUAAAAUCAUUCGAGAGCCUUUUGAUUGUAGCAGAAAGGCUAAUUGUAGCUGUGAUGAUCCUGCUGAUAUUGAAUAUGAUUCUACUCGGACAUGGGUCAUUGACAAGCCUAAUCUUCCAAAGACUCCACAAGGUUUCAAGAGAACCUUGGUGCUGAGGAAAGAUUACUCUAAAUUGGACUCGUACUACAUCACACCUACAGGUAAAAAACUGAGAACCCGCAAUGAGAUAGCAGCAUAUCUGAAAGACCAUCCAGAACUAACUGGUGUAUCUGCUUCAGAUUUCGAUUUUUCUUCCCCAAAGAUAAUGCAAGACACUAUCCCGGAAUAUAUUGAGCAGAAGGAUUCUGCUAACAAAAAAGCUAAGAUAACUUAA
Molecule: messenger RNA, 528 nt
Organism: Lathyrus sativus (Indian pea)
Lineage: Eukaryota; Viridiplantae; Streptophyta; Magnoliopsida; Fabales; Fabaceae
Source: the annotation of a GenBank genome assembly